AUGGAAGAGGACCAGGAGCUGGAGAGAAAAAUACAUGGAUUGAAGACCUCAAUGGCGGAAGGCGAGAGGAAGACUGCCCUGGAAAUGGUCCAGGCAGCGGGAACAGAUAGACACUGUGUGACCUUUGUAUUGCACGAAGAAGACCAUACCCUAGGAAAUUCUCUUCGGUACAUGAUCAUGAAGAACCCAGAGAUCGAGUUUUGUGGUUACACGACGACCCAUCCUUCAGAGAGCAAGAUUAACUUGCGCAUUCAGACCCGCGGCAGCCUUCCAGCCGUGGAGCCACUCCAGAGAGGCCUGAACGAACUCCUGAAUGUCUGCCAGCAUGUUCUUGACAAGUUUGAGGCAAGCAUCAAGCUCUACAAGGACCAAAAAGCAGGGCAAAAUGAACCCACACUCUAG
Elephantulus edwardii (Cape elephant shrew) is the source of this 402-nucleotide messenger RNA. RefSeq names its product DNA-directed RNA polymerases I and III subunit RPAC2-like. Gene Ontology annotation, biological process: DNA-templated transcription. Gene Ontology annotation, cellular component: RNA polymerase I complex; RNA polymerase III complex. Gene Ontology annotation, molecular function: protein dimerization activity; DNA-directed RNA polymerase activity. The coding region runs from base 1 to 402 and encodes 133 amino acids. The record is from RefSeq and is a predicted model, not a curated record. The transcript has a single exon. Lineage: Eukaryota; Metazoa; Chordata; Mammalia; Macroscelidea; Macroscelididae.